UUCUCCUUAUCGCUGCUUUAUUUAUUUUAUUCUUCUUUCUAUGGAGAAGGGAGAGCAAGACAAGGCAUCUUCUUCCUCCUGGAUCGCCUUCUUGGCCUAUUGUGGGAAAUCUCUUUCAUUUGAGGAAAAGGCCUCACCAGUCUUUAUAUGCCCUCUCUCUCAAAUACGGCCCAUUGAUGUCUCUCCACCUGGGCAUAAAAACAACAAUGGUUGUCUCCUCUCCUCCCAUGGCCAAGGAGUUUCUCAAAACGCACGAUCACAUCUUCGUCAGGCGGAUUGUGCUAGAAGCCUUCAAGUCUCACAAGUCCUCCCUAGUUUGGGGCCAAUACGGAGCUCACUGGCGUCAUCUCCGACACAUUUAAACUGUUGAACUCUUCAGGCCCAAAAGAAUGGAAGCUCUUCAACACUUGAGAAGAGAUGAGAUAUUUCACACAAUUCGACUAAUUUAUGAGGACAAGGGAAGAGUUGUGGAUAUUAGGCGGACGGUGUUCUGCACGUCUGUAAAUUUGUUAGGCAAAAUGAUCUUCAGCACAAACGUCUUCGAUCCCCACAAUCCAAAGUCUGCAUGGUUCAAAAAUUCCAUGUGCGAGAUGACGAAGCUCAGUGGAACGCCCAAUUUGGCAGACUUUUUUCCGUUUCUCCGGUUCCUCGACCCCCAGAGUGUUUCCUGGGAGAUGGCCAAGCAUUUGAAAGGUGUGUAUGAUUUUGUGGAUUUGUUCAUACAAAAAAGGUUCGCCUCUUCUAGCGAAAUCCUUGAGCGGAAUGACUCCAAGAAGGAUUUUCUAGACGUCCUGCUUGAUUUCAGAAGCGAAGACUUGACUCUCGUUGAUAUUCGAGCCCUGAUAACAGAUUUGUUUGUUGCUGGUAUAGAAACGACCACUACAACAAUUGAAUGGGUUAUGGCAGAUUUCAUUCGCAAUCCACAGAAAUUAUACCGAGUCUGGCAAUAAUUGGAUGAAGUAGUCGGCUG
This is a messenger RNA of Cryptomeria japonica (Japanese cedar), 970 nucleotides long. Its product is annotated as drimenol monooxygenase-like. Bases 390 to 950 code for a protein of 186 amino acids. Lineage: Eukaryota; Viridiplantae; Streptophyta; Pinopsida; Cupressales; Cupressaceae. The record is from RefSeq and is a predicted model, not a curated record. Gene Ontology annotation, molecular function: oxidoreductase activity, acting on paired donors, with incorporation or reduction of molecular oxygen; monooxygenase activity; heme binding. The transcript is spliced from 2 exons.